AUAAUUGUUACCGGCGCAUAUUUGCUAAUUGGCAUUGGAAUUUAUUAUUUAAUUACAUUCUACGCAAACCUAAAUAAUUAUCCACCUGGUCCUACUCCACUCCCUCUCAUUGGAAAUGUAUUAAUGUUUCGUAACCACAAACUUGCAUGGCAUGCAGAGGUCUCCAAACUGAGCAAGGUGUAUGGCCCGGUGUUUACCCUAUGGAUCGGUCCCUUACCAUUCGUGUUUAUAUGCGACCUCGAUAUGGGUCGCCAGGCGUUUAAUAAAUGUGAUUUUUCCGGUAAAAUAUACAAUAACGAAAAACACGCGGAUAUGGUAUUUAAUGAUCCUGGUAAAUGUUUGGAAAGUCUACGCCGAGUAUCGCUGACGGCUAUUCGAAAAUACGCGAAAUCUAAGGCAUUGUCUGAAGUGGUGGACGAAAAUGUACGCCAAAUGGUUGACAAUAUUGCUAAAGAUGUGGCAAUUAAUACACCAUUUAAGCUGAAACCAUACGCAUACAACACGUUUGUUAAUAUUAUGGGUGCCGCUGUGUUUAGCAAAAAGAUUAAUAACGAUCAAGAUGUGUUUAUAAAAACAAAGUAUCUGAUAACGGAGUUCCUCACUGACCUAGGUCCAUCGCUAUUUCUCUACCAGUUUGUACCGGUAUUACAGUAUUUAAUGGCCGAUCCGUUGGCUAAAUAUAAGCAAUACUUCACUGAUUUAAUGACUUAUACGCGAAAUAUAUAUCAAACACACGACAAGACUCACGACAGCGAGAAUUUGUGUGACUUUUGUGAUAUACUUAUCGCCGCUAAACACGAGGCCAUUGCCGACGACAAACAGACGGCACCCUAUCUUACCGAUGAUAACCUACCGGCGGCUUUGAUCGACAUGUUAACAGGUAGUGAAGAUCGUGUUGUGCUAGAUGAGUUUUAA
Medioppia subpectinata is the source of this 915-nucleotide messenger RNA. The record is from the annotation of a GenBank genome assembly. Lineage: Eukaryota; Metazoa; Arthropoda; Arachnida; Sarcoptiformes; Oppiidae.